This is a messenger RNA of Diuraphis noxia (Russian wheat aphid), 628 nucleotides long. RefSeq names its product ATP synthase F(0) complex subunit g, mitochondrial-like. Gene Ontology annotation, molecular function: proton transmembrane transporter activity. The record is from RefSeq and is a predicted model, not a curated record. Lineage: Eukaryota; Metazoa; Arthropoda; Insecta; Hemiptera; Aphididae. Gene Ontology annotation, biological process: proton motive force-driven ATP synthesis.
AAUUUUACUAUAUAGUUGGCAAUCUAGUCUAUUUUUAUUAUCUAUAUCUGUGGUAUGGCUUUCGUAACCAUGGAAAUAACUAAUAAUUCAUAAGACCUCGUUAAUCAUUAACAUUAUAACAUUUUCAUUUUGUGUUCUACUAUAAUUGAAGCAUAUUUUGUAAUUUAAAAACUUAUCAAAAUGAGUCGAUUAUUCAAGAAAAUCAGCUCGAUUAGCUCAAUCAUCAUUGAAGCAGCCAGACCAAACAUAAAAACUUUUGCGAAAUACGCAAAAGUAGAGUUAACACCUCCAAAAUUAUCCGACUUGCCGGAAAUAAAAAAUGGGAUUUAUAAAAUGACACAAACAGCUCGAACUGGAUGUUGGAAAAAUAUUACCGUUAAGGAUGCUACUGUCCAAUCGUUCAUUGCUCUGGAAGUUUAUAUGUGGUUCUACGUCGGUGAAUGUAUAGGAAAGAGGCACCUAAUUGGUUAUGACAUCAAGUUAUAAAUAAUACCUAUUACCUAAAUAUAUUUAUUCGGCAUAUUUCUAGUUUAGCUCGUAAGCGAUUUUCUACAGUUAUAUAAAUAGUAAAUGAUAAACACAGUAUUUUUUUUGUAUUAUUCCUUAUUUUUAUUUCUAAAAAUCAUAG